GGUUCCCGUUAGCCGCAUUAGCUUGUCUCAGGGAAACAGAAAGUGCUGUUAGCGCUCACGGAGCAAUAAAACCGGACUGUCCGCUUAGAUCCGCAUUCAUACCGAUACACACGCACAGGUGUUAUGGCAUUAAAAAGAAUACAGAAGGAGCUUCAAGACUUGCAAAGGGACCCUCCUGCACAGUGCUCGGCUGGACCAGUUGGGGAUGACUUGUUUCACUGGCAGGCAACAAUAAUGGGACCUAGUGAUAGUCCAUACCAAGGAGGAGUGUUCUUUCUUACUAUUCACUUUCCCACAGACUAUCCCUUCAAGCCACCAAAGGUAGCAUUUACAACAAAAAUUUAUCAUCCAAACAUAAACAGUAAUGGAAGUAUUUGCUUGGACAUCUUGAGGUCACAGUGGUCCCCAGCACUAACAGUUUCAAAAGUUCUAUUGUCCAUAUGCUCAUUGCUGUGUGACCCAAACCCUGACGAUCCCCUAGUGCCAGACAUAGCAAACAUCUACAAGUCAGACAAAGAAAAAUACAACAGACUAGCAAGAGAAUGGACCCAAAAGUAUGCAAUGUGAAGACUUAAUGGACAUUUUUUAAGUCACAAAUCACUGUAAAUUCUAGUAUCUAAAAGUACUUAGGUUAUAUUAUUAAACACAUUCUACUAUUAACAUUUACCAUCUGCAAUGACCAAUAAUAAUAGCUGAACUAGUAUUUUGAAGGGGGCUGUGCUUUGCACAAAAUGACAUGACGUGGUUCUUAAUCUGGUGGAUUUGGUCAUCCCCCUAAAACGGUGUUGGGCACUUUGUGUUUUCUUGUUAUAUAAAUCCUAUUUAAGAUUGGCAUGAAAUUAUGCAGCUGCAGUGACCCCAGAAGAGGGAAAUUGAGGAAUUGAAAACAGUUUUAUUGUAUCUCUUUCAACUGAUUAUGUUUUCUUUAGAUAUUUUUAUUGUAUAGUUAAAAACAACUAUACUUGAUCUAUUUUUUCUUUCUUUUUUUAUUUUUCAUUAAAAUUUGUUGAAAAAGCA
Colossoma macropomum (tambaqui) is the source of this 1017-nucleotide messenger RNA. It is a transcript of the gene ube2d1b, whose product is annotated as ubiquitin-conjugating enzyme E2D 1b. Gene Ontology annotation, biological process: protein polyubiquitination; ubiquitin-dependent protein catabolic process. The transcript has 7 exons. NCBI's taxonomy places the organism in Eukaryota, Metazoa, Chordata, Actinopteri, Characiformes, Serrasalmidae. The record is from RefSeq and is a predicted model, not a curated record. Gene Ontology annotation, molecular function: ubiquitin conjugating enzyme activity. The coding region runs from base 124 to 567 and encodes 147 amino acids. Gene Ontology annotation, cellular component: nucleus.